ACGCGCCAAGAGGCGCUUCCGGCUCUUAAGGGAACGUGUCCCUGGGUGCUGGCGAGGCUUCUUCUGCCGGGCCGGAAGUGCGGACUGUGUUGGGGACUGGAGGCAAUGGAGCAGGCCGAAGCGCACAACGGCAGCGGGGCCGCCGACUCCCCCUCGGUGGGGCCGGCUGGGGCCCGGCCCCCCGCCACCCCCGAGGGCAUGGCGCUGGCCUACGGCAGCCUGGUGCUGAUGGCCCUCCUGCCCAUCUUCUUCGGGGCGCUGCGCUCCGUCACCUGCGCGAAAGGGAAGAAUGCCUCUGAUAUGCCGGAGACCAUUACCAGUCGUGAUGCUGCUCGCUUUCCCAUCGUUGCCAGUUGUACUCUUCUAGGCCUCUAUCUCUUCUUCAAAAUUCCAUUUAGGCAGGCUGAUCAGAAUCUCUGGAGAUCUGUAUGCAAAAUGGGAGCAACAUCUUAUAUUCAAAAUGGGAGCAGUCUACAAGCAAAUGGAGUUCAGGACAGAUAUUCUCUCAAGAGUACAUCAACCUGUUGCUCUCCAUGUAUUUCUUUGUCCUUGGGAUCCUUGCCCUUUCUCACACCAUCAGAGAUUGUGAACUACGAAUUCGACACCAAGGACCUCGUGUGCCUGGCCAUGAGCAGCGUUGUUGGGGUCUGGUACCUGCUGAAGAAGCACUGGAUUGCCAACAACCUCUUUGGACUGGCGUUCUCGCUCAAUGGCGUGGAGCUGCUGCACUUGAAUAAUGUCAGCACUGGCUGCAUCCUGCUCGGGGGCCUCUUCGUCUACGAUGUCUUCUGGGUCUUUGGGACCAAUGUGAUGGUGACUGUCGCAAAGUCAUUUGAGGCACCCAUCAAAUUGGUUUUCCCCCAAGAUUUGCUGGAGAAAGGCUUGGAGGCAGACAACUUUGCCAUGCUGGGUCUGGGGGACGUUGUCAUUCCAGGUAUCUUCAUUGCUCUGCUGUUACGCUUUGACAUCAGCCUCAAGAAGAACACGCACACGUACUUCUACACCAGUUUCGUGGCUUAUAUUUUGGGGCUGGGCCUCACCAUCUUCAUCAUGCACAUCUUCAAACAUGCCCAGCCAGCUCUGUUGUACCUGGUCCCGGCCUGCAUCGGUUUCCCUCUCCUGGUGGCUCUGGUUAAGGGAGAAGUGACGGAGAUGUUCAGCUACGAAUCUUCUGCCGAAAUCUUGCCCCACACCCCGCGGCUGACCCAUUUCCCUAACAUCUCCGGCUCGCCCUCCAGCCUUGCUGACUCCAUGCAGCAGACCCUGUCCUGUUCCCACAGACGCCGGCAGCAAAGCCCCAGCGCCAUGUAGCUCUCCCAGGCAAGGCCUGGCCUGCCUCCCUGUCACUGGCCAGCUACGAGGAGAACGCUGCCGCCAAAGAGGUGCUGCCGGAUGAUGCCAAAGAAGGGAAGACAGAGCCGGGGAAGAAGGAGAAGUGACUUUGAGCUGCUCAGCCGGGCUGGGCUCUGUCUGCUAUACAACCCCCCCCCCCCCCGCCAUCGCAAGUGAUUUUUGUUUUUUAAAAAGGCAAACGGAUUGUGUAACGGCCGUGUGUGCGUGUGUGUAUGUAUGCGUCUGUCUGAAGAGCCGGGGCGGGGGGAGAGGCAGGGGCACCACUGACCUUUUCCCCUCUGCCUUUGGGAAGCUCCUCCCGUUCCCCUGCGAAGGGAUGGGGCCAAGUGGUCCCUGCUCCCCAGAUGCCGUGGACACCCGCUCCCCUUCUCUUAUUGGUUGUCUCAAUGGGGUGGAGAAAAUGGGGAGCAGGGGGCCACCGAGAGCUGAUUUUUAAAUUUUGUAUUGUGGAUUUGCUUCUUCUCAUAUUAAAAGGAAAAAAAAAAAAACACAAAAAAACAGAUAUUAAAGGGCCGAGGGCUGGCGCUGCGUCUCUUUCCUUGGGGUUGCCGGAUUCAGUUGGGAUGUGACAGAAAUGUGGGGUGAAUGUGCCAGAAGUGAAGCUGGGCAGUAGGUAGACAAGCAGCAACUGCCCACCUCCUCGGGGAUCCCAAGCAGAGCAACCCGGCAAGCAGAGCUGGGCACUCAGUUUCUCUUGAGAGCAGGGACAGCUGAUUGGGUUUGGGGAGGCAUUAAUUUAUAUCCUGUCCUUCAAUCAGAUAUUCACGGUAGAUGUCAACUGUGUAUUGAGGGCACCCUAGUCCAGGGGUGCACAGUUCAAAUGCCCUGGUGGGCCAAAACCAACCCCGAGGUGGUGUGUGGGGGGCAAGGUCAAUUUUUAGGCCUUAAAAUUAGCAUGUUGGUUAACGAAUUAAUCAAAAUGAAAUUCAUUUAAAUGCAAUUAAUUGAAAUUAACUUAAGCUCUGGCAGACCAAGAUUAAUUAAUUCCACCGGCUGCUGUGGCUGCAUCUCGCCAUCCCUCCCCCCCUCCCCGAAUCCCUCUGCCUCCUUCGGGGCUGAGAGCUUUCUGGUAGUGGAGGUAUGCAUGACCCAGCUGAAGGCACAGGGCACAUAGACACCCUCAUUCCCAGCAGAGGGCCUUGAGAGCCUAGGUGGGUGGUGGGGGUGGUGGCGGCGAGGCAGUGCACUCUCUGCCUCCCACACCACUCACGCUUGCUCUCAAGCCCCUCUGCUGCUGGGGGUGCAUGUGUGCCCUGUGGUCUGCGUAGCUUAGUAUUGUCUGGCUGGGGAAGGCCUCCAAGGUCCUUCUGUAGUGGGAAUAUCUCUUGUGGCCCUCUGUGCAGUCACACGAAUGGGAGGGGUACAGCUGACCCUUCAGGACACUUCUUCAGCUCCUCGUGGUGCUGUGAUGUUGCCCUCGUGUGGCUAUUGUGAAGGGCAGUUGGAGUGUUGGUACCUCCCAGUUAUUUUCUGACCACCGUGCUAGGAACACUGGAGAGAGCUCCUCUUGUUUGGAAAGCUUCUCUGAGUCUGUGGAGGAAAGUGAGAACUUCUGUUAUUAACUUCUCUUUAGGUUGUGGCUCAGAUGGAGAGCUUUGUACUAGGUGUCUUUUAUGGGCAAGACACAUGCAAAGUGUAAAUCCUGUUGGGCUAAAAUUCCUUUGGGCACAAGCCUUGCCUAUUGUGUGUGGGAGAAGAUAAGAUUAAUAGCUGUAAAAUCUGUCUGCAUUUUUCAAAACAGAAUUGAGAGUUAUGGCUCAGAGCUGCUUGAUAUGAUUUAGCUUUGCAGACUCAAUCAGUAUCUGCUCCCUCAGGGUUGAAAGCCAGCUUGGCCUUCAACAUCAAUGGCAGUUCUGCCUCUUCUGUUUUGCAAGAAAGCCUUAGAGUUGCUCCUACAGCAUUAAGGGGUGUUGCAGGUGAUGCUCAAAGCUGUAAGUCCUUUUGAAAUCAGGCAGAGCAUCAACUGAUGACACUGAAGCUGUUGGGCAGAGAGGUGACUGGAGGCUCGGUGCCAAGGAAAUGACCCCACCAUGCUGAUGGGGCACCUAGCAAACCAAAGAAAAAGCAGCUCUGCCUGUCUUUAAGAGAUCAGUACCUUGUGUGGAAGCUCAUGUUGACAGCAAAGACUCUGAUGAUGAUAAUAAAGUUCCUUAUUAUUUUAGCUGCCCCGUAACAAAUUGUUCUUUGGGCAGCUGACAAUAGAGGAUUGAAACAUACAAUAAAAACAUAACACAUUAAAUCAUAACAAAUGGUGAAAAGAAAAAACAAAGCAAAACAGAUUAAAAACUCCUUUUAAAAUUAGUUAAAAAUCAGAUCAAAUCUGAAAACCUGAACUUAAAAGCCCUGCGUGAACAAAAAGGUUUUUACCUGGUAUCUAAAAGAGCAAAGUGGUGAAGCUAGGUGGAUCUUACUGGGGAGCCUAUUCCGUAUUGAAGAUAAACUCACUUAGCCACCAGUGGCACCUCCAGUGUCAGUGUAUUUAACCGCUCAGGUUAUGUCCAAUCCUAGUACACAUUGGGAUGAAUGUAUGGAAAUACUAGAAACUUACUUUAUAUCUCCAGAGCAUUCUCCCUCCCACCCCUAAAAAGCCCAGGAGGCAUGUCAAGGAACCUCUAUUGUAGGAGAUGAUUUUAGUAAGUAGAUCAAAGUUAGUGGAGCCCUAGAUGUUCUCAAAUGUGGCUCCCCAGAUGUUUUUGGACAAAGCUCACAUAAUCCGUAGCCACAAUAGCCAAAAGCCCAAAAGGAUUGUGGGAGUUAAAGUCCAACAACAGCUGGGGACCCAAGUUUGAGACCCCUUGGAAGGUGGCAGCACUGUCAGCACUCUAGAAAUCUUUCUGUUCCUCCAUUGGGGGCCUGGGAUCUUUAGAAUGUGGCUUCUCGCACAUGGGAUGCAACAGUAGUCUCCUUAACCAUAUUCACCUUCCUCUCUUGGGCUCCUUGCCCCUCCUGAUGCAUUUACCAGUCUCCAAAUCAUACAUUUGGUGCAUGGUCAGCUAUUCCCUCAAAGGGAACCAGAGUUACCACCACCUGUUCACAUGAGGUGUGUCACUUUUUCUGUUGCCUGUGCUGUUUAGUCCAGUGGGUGUAGGCUGUUGAUGACAGCCUGGCUACUUGUCUCCUGCAGGGUGCUAGGGAGAGAAGAGAGGGCCUCGCAUUGGAGGGAGAGGCCUCCAACGGAACAAUCUUCUACCUCUAAUGAAUCUGGAAAGCUGUCGUACUGUACAUCUCCGAUGCCUAACUAUUUCCCUAAAUGAGAACCAGUCCAAACUAGUUCCAGCCGACACCAUUCAGUGUAUUGGAGCAGUUCUAGAUUUUGCCACAAAGGGAAGAGGGGGUGUAUUCAAGUGACUGAGUCCACCAGAAAGGAGCAGGGAGCUGAUAGAGGUACAAUCAUCAACCCUUUGAUCACUCUCUACAUUCCUUGCCUGUGUAUACCAAAGGAUGGCCCCUGCAGCACACAGAGGUGUGAAUUCUGAGCAGGCGCUGUGUUUGGGGAGGAUUUGCUGGCAACUAUCUGGGAACCUCCCUGCUGCUCCAGUUUGCAUGCAUGGUGGAGAACAGGUCCUGUUCCUCUUUCUUUGCUAAGCCAAGGAUAACUUUGGCAAUGUGAGAAGGUAAGAGGAGAGGGUCAUGAGGCAGUAGAAGUGAAUGUUGCCAGAUUAAAUCCUCAAAAAUAAUGGACUCCAGAAAAUUGAUAGUGGGUGUGUUCAUGGUUUAAACAGUUGACCUAAAUGAUGGACGGGGCCAUAUAAUCUUCAGGAGCGUCAUAACAUUCCAGGCACUCUCCUCAAGGUAAGCUGAUGAAUCACAGGUGCCUGAGCAGAGGAGGAAAGACUUUUGCCAGAGAGGAAAAGGAGGGUUGUAAUCCAUGUCCAACACAUUUAUGUGGUUUUCAGGAAAGUUUUGAAUUGAAACAUUUCCCGUGCUCCAGGUUGAUUGGAACCUGAAUCCCAACAGUAACCGCCCCCCAUUGCUAAAUGUAUUUGAAUGGGGGUUAUUUUUAAUCAAAUGACCAUACUGUACAUGAAGCCGCCUUAUAUGGAGUCAGACCAUUAUCUCACCACCUGUUGUCUGGGCUGGUUGGAAAUGGCACUCCCAGACAGAGCAGGGUCUUUCCCAGCCCUCUUUGGCGAGGCUGCCGGGGUCUGAGCCUGCAAAGUACAUGCACUUCCACUGAGUUACAGCAGUAUCACUGCACCCUUCAAGAAAACUUGUUAAAUAUAACCUUAAAGCUGCAUUCAAACAAAUUUGCAGUUUUUCAUGGAAACUCUUUGUAUUGGAAUACUUGCAAUGUAUUAAUACAUGCCCGUUCAGUAGCCUGGUGUUCAUAUUUUUUAGGGGGGCAGGCCAGGAGGACCAUGUAGACACCAAGCUGUUAAUUUUAAGGAUGACUUCUGUGCCUAGGAAGUCUCUAAUCUGCCAUUCAUUGGGAUAUAUUCAAAUAAAUGUUCACAACACUGAAAUGAUUCAA
This is a messenger RNA of Hemicordylus capensis (graceful crag lizard), 5824 nucleotides long. It is a transcript of the gene HM13, whose product is annotated as histocompatibility minor 13. Gene Ontology annotation, biological process: membrane protein proteolysis. NCBI's taxonomy places the organism in Eukaryota, Metazoa, Chordata, Lepidosauria, Squamata, Cordylidae. The coding region runs from base 106 to 1311 and encodes 401 amino acids. Gene Ontology annotation, molecular function: aspartic endopeptidase activity, intramembrane cleaving. Gene Ontology annotation, cellular component: membrane; cytoplasmic side of endoplasmic reticulum membrane; lumenal side of endoplasmic reticulum membrane. The record is from RefSeq and is a predicted model, not a curated record. The transcript is spliced from 13 exons.